Amaranthus tricolor (Joseph's coat) is the source of this 2469-nucleotide messenger RNA. Its product is annotated as F-box/kelch-repeat protein At3g06240-like. NCBI's taxonomy places the organism in Eukaryota, Viridiplantae, Streptophyta, Magnoliopsida, Caryophyllales, Amaranthaceae. Bases 206 to 1579 code for a protein of 457 amino acids. The transcript has a single exon. The record is from RefSeq and is a predicted model, not a curated record. Gene Ontology annotation, molecular function: protein binding.
AAAGUGAAAACUGACCCGCACCAAUAGAAAAUGAAGAAAAGACUUGGAUCCCAAGUCAGUUCUAGAAUACAAGUGUCUUCGACUCCCAAACUUUGCUUAAAACAAUAUCUUUCAUCAACUCAAAAAAAAAAAAAAAAAAAAAAAAAAAAAAAAAAAACAGAGAGAGAGAGAGAAAAAAUAAUCAUUUUUGCAUUAUUUUCUUAAAAUGUCAUCUAAAAAUUUGCCCUUAGAAAUAACCGCACAAAUUUUGUCACAAUUACCCGUUAAAUCUCUCCUACGAUUCAAAUGUGUAUCCAAGUCAUGGAAAACUAUCAUUGAAAGCCCCGAAUUCUUCAAACUCCAUUUGAAGCGCGCUCUUAAAAUAAACUACUAUAAUUCCUCUCUUAUACUCAAAAUCUAUCGUACUGUCACGAUCAAUGGUUCCCCAACCAUCGUUCGUGCCUUGUACCGAGCAUACCUUAACCUUAAUGACACCAAACUCAAUAUAAGAAAAGUUUCCUUACCUCCAUCAUUUAAUACAUCCCUUGAAAGCAUUACAAUGUACAAAAACUAUCAUAUAAACAGACCUGAAAAGCUGGUCUUUGGAAAAAUUGAGGUUGCGGGCUCUUGUAACGGACUUGUUUUGAUAGUAUCUGGGAUAAACCACAUUGCCGUCUGCAAUCCGGCUCUUGAUCAAGAACAAGGAAGCUUCAAAAUACUGCCUUGUAUAAACUAUUGUUAUUAUUCUUACUAUUACAAUGCUCCUGACUGUCAUGAACGAAGUUAUUGGCUAAGCAAUGGAAUACGAAAUUACACAGCAAUUCGAUAUUUUCAAUUCAGGGUUUUCGGGCUUGGAUAUGAUUGCAUCAGUCAUUGCUAUAAAGUUGCAAGUUUAACUGCUAAGAGAGCUCUUAUAUACACUUUAUUGAAAGACAGUCGUUUAUGGAGGGAGAUAAACUUGCCUGUUUUCAACAAUAGUUAUGUGGUACAACCAGGUAACUCGGAAAAAAAGCUGUUCAUCAAGGCACAUAACCAUGGAAUUGCAUUGAACAAUCACUUACAUUGGCAUAUUACCGAGUAUGAUCCACUAAUUUUCGGAUACUCAAAGGAGAUGAUUCUAAAUUUUGAUCUUCAUACAGAAAAAUGGGGUGAAUUGGCAGUACCAGAUGAAUUAAAUAAAGGGUAUUGUUUACAUGAUUACAUAUCAAAACCCUACAUUAUAGAGCUAGGAAUGUUAAAUGGAUGUUUAUGCAUAUUAAUUUCAAGAGGUAUUAGUUAUGAUUAUCUUGAGUUAUGGGUCAUGAAAGUGUACGGAGUGAAGAAUUCGUGGGAAAAAUUGUGCAAUUUACCAAAUGGAAGCGGAAUUCCUCUGGUUCAUCGCAAAGAGCAGCAAGAAUUUCUGCUACCAGGAGCUCAACAUGGGUUAGGUUGGUAUAAUCUAAAAGAGAAGAGAAUAAGGAAGGUUGAGUUUCAUGGGUGUGAGUUUACUGGAGAGCAUUACUAUUCUACCAGUGUAAAAGUAUGCACUGAAAGUUUCGUUCAUCCUUUUACAAAUAUGGAUGGAGUUGAACCUGAAAAAAUGCAUCAAGAUGGAGAAUAAGUAUGUUUUAUUGAGUAGUUUACAGGAGAGCAUUACUAUUCUACCAGGACAAAGCCAGGUUUUCGAACUAAGGGGGCCAAGUAGCUGACGUACUAGUAAAAUAAUUUUAUAAAUAGUUAAAAUCAAGUGUUUAAUUUUAUAUAUCAAAAAGGUUAGUUUGGUGUGGAACCGGAUUACAACCCCAAAUUCAGAUUUAUAAUGUGGCUUGUUAAUGUUGCUAUUGUUGCACUAAAAUGUCCUAUGGGGCUGUUUGGCAAGAUGGAUUUAGGGAGGGAAAUGAGAAUUAGCUAUAAAAAAGAGUCAUUGUUUGUUUACUUAGAAUAGGUGUAGAGGAAGCACAAGUCCUAUGAAAAAUGUCUAGGGGGGUAGGAGGUAUUUUACUUGAGACUUUCCUAAUCUCUAUUCUUCACCCAACAAUAAGUAGUUUUACAUUAUUUCUCAAGUUCUAUUCCCACUAACCAAACAAGUAUAUAUAAUAAAUCCCACAUUAUUCCAUCAACACAACAAAGAAGGAUCAAGAUUUUGUUAAAACCCAAAGUUUCAUCUCAAGUUUCAUCUUAAAGUCUCAUCCAUUCUCAUUUGCCAAACACCCCCUAUGUGCCUAACGAGGAAUUCAUGAGCAUCUAAAUUUAAGUGUCACUUUGAGGAUUUUUAGUGGGAUUUUAAGCUUGUGGCUUAACAUCCCAAUCCUGACAUGUUCUCUGAAAAGAAUGUUGCAUAAAGCAUAGAAAUUGUCCUAUGCUAAGAAGAGAGUUUUGUUUGCUCAGUCUACUGGUUUUUGAAGAAUAGAAAUGAAGCAUUUGGAACUCUGAGAUUCUCUCUGCUGCUGAUGGGAGACUCAAACUGCUAGUAACUAAGGUCUACUUUGCUCUUUUUAUAUGUGUUGUACU